Molecule: messenger RNA, 6044 nt
Organism: Pecten maximus
Lineage: Eukaryota; Metazoa; Mollusca; Bivalvia; Pectinida; Pectinidae
Product: junction-mediating and -regulatory protein-like
Exons: 9
Coding region: 210-2645 (811 amino acids)
Biological process (GO): Arp2/3 complex-mediated actin nucleation
Cellular component (GO): cytoplasm
Molecular function (GO): Arp2/3 complex binding
Source: RefSeq, a predicted model, not a curated record
GCCCCACAUGACUCUUCGCCAUUGCCAAAACGAAACAAAAACACAGCUGACGUUUUGGAAUAGGGAUCAGAAACCAACUUUCACUUCCGUUAGACAACAAGACUUCUCUUUAACAAGAAACAGGAAUUCAAAAUGCAUAUUUGAUCCUUAAAAGAAUGCAUACACAACUGUAGUAUUUGGGAAUGCUCCCAUGUAUUCAGUGCUGAACAAUGGCGAGACUAGAUAUGGAUGAGAUCGACAGUCUGGAGGGAUGGGUAGCUGUCAAGGACAGUCCCUUUACAGACGCGAUGAUGCCUCCCCGGAUGACGUUCCUGGUGUGCUGGAAUGAUGUAUGUAACAAGGUAGCAGUCACAUGUCGUCUACAUAACAGAGUAGUCAGUGAUGACAAUAACCUCGACAGCCGUACAGGUAUAUUCAGCAUGCAGGAAAUACGAGCCAUACAUGAACUACUUUGUCUCAUCCAUCCGUCCCUACACAGUUUCCUCCCUUACCUUCCAGAGGAGCCGCGCAGUGUGUGGGCAUAUCUAGGCUACCAGGAGCCGCCGAUAGACUACCAGAUGGUAUGCACACAGUUAGAGGAGUAUUUUACCGUUGCCUUAGAAGUGUGUAAGGAGAAGCUUCUUAUGUCUACCUUGUUUGAGGAGCAUACUUCUGAUGAAUAUUUCGAAAAUAUAAGUGAACUCCGUCGUCAAGGUUACCUGGAUGAAAUUGCACGAGCUGAAGAUGAAUUAGAAACAGUGAUUUUUAUGAGGAAGAAUGCAACCAACAUGCAUGAAAUGGGAGAUGUUUAUCAACAGGAAGAUGAUGCCAUGUUUAGAUUAAACGUUGCGUUGUCUGCUUAUUACAACUAUAUAUUGCAGCCUUUCCUUGACCUUCGCGAGAUUGCUUACACAAAUGUAACAGAGGCUAAAAGUUACCUCCAAAAUCCUGAUGUUGGGGACCGAAUCAAGCGUGAAUAUGGCGCCAUGUUUACAGAGUGGCAAGGACAUUAUGAAGAUGCAUUAGACAACAUCCAGAAAACAUAUGUGGAAUAUUACUCAAAAACCUGCUCAUUUUACCAAGCUAUUGUUAACAGGAUGUUACAUGAUGAAAAGCAGUUUGGUAAAACAUCAUUUGAACUAGUCGGUCGAGAGAGGUUGUUGAGGAUACAAGAAGAUCUGAGUUUAGAGAGGUUACAAAUGCUACAGAACGAGAGAAAAACAUUUGUACAGGAACGUGACAAGGUGAAGGAGGAAAUUGCGAGUAUUGACGAACACCCUGGAACAGCGAGUCAGCUGAAACUUCUGGAGGAGCGAGUAUAUUCCUGGCAGGUGUCCAUCUACACACAGCAGUUACGUAUACUGGAUGAAGAAGAGAGACUUGCUAAAACACAAUUGGCAGCCAUUACACGCCAGAUCAAAGACAAGGAAGACGAGGUGGUGUUCUACGACGCGGUGGAGGAUGUGAAGGAGCUGAGUCCUGAUGAGAGCGGAGCUCCAGGAAAGCAGCUUGAUCCCAGAGUCAUCAAGAUCAACACAAAAAGGAUGUCUAUCCAGAAACGACGGGCCAAGAUCAGAAACAUGAAAACAAAUCUUGAAUCAAAGAAGAAGGAUAAAGACCAAAAGAGAAUGGAGGAGGUCGACACAUUUCAACAACACCAUGCAGUUCAAAUGAAAAGGGAUCAAAAGAAAGAAAGGGAGAACAAAAAACAGGAAUUUGUGCAUGAGCAGAGGAGAAAAGCCAUUGAUAGGAUAAAAAAUCACAAAUUUAAAUACCCUACACCAGAAACUAUCAAACCGCCUCGUUACCAGCCUCCUAGUAAGCGUGGUGAUAGUCUUAAGCCUAUAGAAGAGACAAGUUCUCCAAAUCUCGAUGCCAAUAAAACAUUUGUGAAAGUGAAAGGGAAACCUCUUACAAAUUCUCAAAAGACUAUCAAACCUCCAUCUCUUGAUGUCCAGCCUGGGAAAAAGCCUGGGACAGAUCGUCCGAAACCAAAGCCACGACGCUCACUAUCACAAAACCGAGGUGAUGCUGUGGAUGGUGAUUUUCCUAUACAUAUAUAUACAUCAGGCAAGGCAGAGGACGAGGAUUAUCCAACAGUCCUGCAACAACUGCCCUCCCCACCUACAACUGUAGCUCCGCCACCGCCUCCGCCACCACCAGGUGGUGCUCCACCCCCACCUCCUCCGCCACUAGGUGGAGCACCACCCCCACCUCCUCCACCACCAGGUGGAGCUCCACCCCCACCUCCACCUCCUCCUCCACCCCCUCCACCUCCACCCCCUCCUACAGCUUUACCUCUUUCAUUCAAAAAACAUAAGCCAGAUAAGCCAAAGGACCAGAAAUCAGGAGAUUCUGCAACACCUCUGGACUUGAAUGAUAUAGUUGGGGGUCUUCAACGACUGAAACCUUCAUCUGAGAGAAAAUACACACCAAAAACACAGUCAGAUGGAGGGAAUCCAAUGUCACAGAUCUUUGGGAUGAUCAAACUUGGUGUGAAGUUGCGGCCAGUAUCAGACGAUAAGCGUCCACCGAAGACAGACAGAUUGACCACACCUAGUGAUAACCAUCUACGACUCCUACAGGAAAGUCUGAGUCGUAUCAACCAUCUCACGCGUGAACGCUCUCCAGAUUCUGACACCAGUGAUGAGGAGUCAUUUGACUGAAAAUACCACAAAAUCUGAAGUACCUUCAAUUUAAAUACAUUUUGGUGAAGGCCAGGUAGCUUUUCUAACAUCAUAUAUAUGUGUCCCUGGAUAUGCCAGGUCAAUCUACCAGGUAUUAUCAUGGCCAGAUCAAAUUGUGAAAAAAGAAUCACCUGAUAUUUGAUGAGAAGUAGAAUUUUUAAUCAAUUUUGGAAGCUAAAAUAAGCAAGAUACUGUUGAAAUAGCAUAGAAUCAUUCAGUUUGCAUUAAUAUCUGUUUCGAUAAGAAUGUUAACAUGUAUAAGGCCUUUCACAUGACAACCCUUAGGCCUAUGACCAGAUUACUUCAUCAUAUCACUUCAUUAAUAAUUAGUCAACGUCAUAUCGCUUUAUUUUUACUCUCCUUGAUAGAAGGUUGCAUGAUAAGUCAAUGUCAUAUACACUCAUUUGUACUCUCUAUAACUGGACAGAUCUUGGUGUUAUAGUAAUAAUUUGUUAUUCAAAUUUAUUUUAAAAUCAUAUUUGAAUUUAUCCCAUUUAUACACAGUCAUAACACCCAUUACAUAGAUAAAGACGUGUAAUAACCCCUACAUGUGAAGCAGGCCUGUGAUUCCUGUAUCGAUUCCAUAAUCAUACAUUUUUGGCAUCACUUUCAUUAUGACAUCACCAAAGAAAGAGGAAUGGACUGGGAUUAUCACCAUUUUAGGCUUUCUGUCACUGAUAAAAUGCUGUAUAUUACAAUAUUUUAUUUGAAAAUGACCUUACCCAUGUAAUUAUGUGAUAAACAGAACCUUAAAUUCAUUUCCAUUUCAUAUGAAAUUUAAACUUGUGUAAGAUCCUCUUCAUGCAAAUGUAAUAUCAGCCCACUGCCAAGUCUGAGGCAUUCUGAUCUAUCAGAGUUACUUCCCUUCAUUAUGCUGUGUCAUUAUAGUGAUAACUUGACAGUCAGUGGGGUUGGGUCAUUAUAAAAUAUUAAACUGCUCUCGAAAAUAUGGUUUUAUUUUACAGGAUAUCAUUUGCAGUUACUAAUUUAUAAGAAUAGGUCAUAUCCCAGUGAAUUAUGUUUACCUUAAACAAUACUUUGGCCUGGUUCUACAUUGACUUUGUUAAAAUAAGAUUUAUGCACCAUGACAAACUAGUGAGAUUUGUAUACAUGCUGUAUGGAUUAAAACAUUUGUGAGUGAACUUUUCCUUUACCUAAAUAUACGUGACUUAAUGAGAAGACUUAUGAUUGUACAUCUGUGUAUGGAUCGUUGUGUAAUAACAAGGAGCUACAAUAUUUAAAUUAUCUCCCCUACAAUUGACCUACAUACAUUAUUUUAUAUCAUAUUUUUUGUUGUGCUUAUUUAUUAUUUAUUUUAAAAUGAAGCUUGUUUUUUAGUCAUCUUAUUGUGAUAAAUUGUUGUUUGUUUGUUAUUUACCAUAUUCAUUUUUUUAUGGGAUGAACUCCAGUGUCACAAAAUUUUGGAAGUAGCUGUGCCUAGUAUAUGAUGGAGGGAACACUCCCUCCAUCAUAUAAGGAUAUUGGGUAAUGUUGUGGUAAGACAAAAAUAACUUUUUUUGCCAUCUUUUUUGGUAUUGCCUGCAGUAUAACCAUUCCUUGCAGCAAUUUUUCAUUUCUGCAGUCUGUAUUGUUUCCACUUGAACCUCCUUUUGGUCCCCAUAUCCAAAUGGCUAUUCUCUAGUCUGAAUUUCUCUCACUACCAUCUCUUUGUCAUUUUCUUUUCAAUUAUAAUCCCCCCCCCAACCCCCCCAACCCCCCUACUCUACCCCACUCCCCAGGAUGGUAUACCGGAAUCAGGUCAACUAUAUGUAUGUGUCCAUCUGUCUAUGAAGGGGAUUUUGUCCACACUAGACCUACAGUUUUCAUUGAAACUUAUGUUUUGACCUCCUGUUUAAUCCUUUUUUUUUAUUGGUUAACAAGUGUUUGGGGCAGAAAAGGAAUCGAGGAGGAUGUGGGAGAGGGAGGGUAUGAGUCAGCCACCCUGGCGACAGUUCUAGUUAUCUUAAUUAACAAGUGUUUUGUGUGGAGUGGAAAUCAGGGUGGUUUUAGGAGGGAGAUAGGGGUACUAGCUAGCGCCGGAGCGACAAUUUUAAUUGUUUUUCCCUCUUUCAACGGCCUCUUCCCAUUUACCAGAUCCAAUCGGCCCAUUUUGUAGGUACUCGUUACAUAAAGGUUGUAUACCAUCUAGUUACAUGGAAGCUGUUCAUGUCUUAUAAAGUACGCUCCCGUCUUUCAGUCAUACAGUGUUGUCUGUUUGGCUUAUAUAUUGCAAUAUUGUAGACAAUAUGUGAUAUUUAUGUCUUAUGUAAAUAGUGUUAAUUAUUCUUAUCUUAAAUAUGAAUGUUCAUGUUAAGUUAUAUUCCUGAUUUGGAGUGUAAAUUUGAUUAAUCAGAUUUUAUUGUACCCAGAAAACUACAUAGGAUAUAAUAUGCAAUAGAUAUGACCAUAUUGGUUGUUACCAGUAUUGUUAAAGAUUUAUGGGGAUUCCUGACUAUGUACAGGUAUACCUAGAAUGAGGUCUAAAGUAUGCUGUAUACCGGUAACUGCGUUCAACUGUCAUGUAAAAUAUAUCUGUUCAUAGACACCUACCAAGGAUCAGGUUUUUAUAAUCGGAAUGAAAUGGUGUAUAGAUGUGUCUGUUAGUUAUUUAGAUGUGAAUUUCUUUAUUCAAGGAAAUAAUACCAAUAUAUGAGUAGCAUCUAUAUCAGAUAUAUUUAAUAACCUCUAAGAAAAUUAUGGAAAACAUAAUGAGUUAAAACUCUUACAAGAAUUUGUAAAUGUGUCAUAAUGAGUCCUUGUUUCUGACAUGCCAAAUAUUGCAAAGUUCAAAAUUGCUGCUUUUAAACAUUUGACAGGUUAGAGAUACUUCCUUUUGUCCCUGUAAUUAAUAUUCUUUUUUUCUUUUCAUUUAAAAUGUUCAUAUUUCAAAAACUAUAAAUGUCUCAAAUACAUAAGAUAGUACCUUGUACCCUGUACCUUCAAUUGAUGGUACCCAGUACCUUAUACUGAUGGUACCCUGUACCUUAUAUUGAUGGUACCAAAUACCUUAUAUUGAUGGUACCCUGUACUUUAAGUUGAUGGUACCCUGUACCUUAUAUUGAUGGUACCAAAUACCUUACAUUGAUGGUACCCUGUACUUUAAGUUGAUGGUACCCUGUACCUUACAUUGAUGGUACCCUGUACUUAGUUGAUGGUACCCUGUACCUUAUAUUGAUGGUACCCAGUACCUUAUAUUGAUGGUACCCUGUACCUUACAUUGAUGGUACCCAGUACCUUAUAUUGAUGGUACCCUGUACCUUAUAUUGAUGGUACCCUGUACCUUAUAUUGAUGGUACCCUGUACCUUUGUACCUGAAGUUGAUGUACCCAGUACCUUAUGUUGAUGGUAUACUUUAAGUUGAUGGUACCUGUACAUGUG